Messenger RNA from Syzygium oleosum, 2872 nucleotides. RefSeq names its product L-type lectin-domain containing receptor kinase VIII.1-like. The transcript has a single exon. The record is from RefSeq and is a predicted model, not a curated record. Gene Ontology annotation, cellular component: plasma membrane. The coding region runs from base 64 to 2202 and encodes 712 amino acids. Gene Ontology annotation, biological process: protein phosphorylation. NCBI's taxonomy places the organism in Eukaryota, Viridiplantae, Streptophyta, Magnoliopsida, Myrtales, Myrtaceae. Gene Ontology annotation, molecular function: carbohydrate binding; protein kinase activity; ATP binding.
GAGCCGAAAGAUCUUUACCACCCGGCUCCUCUCCAAUGGCGGAUCACUAAGGGGGUUCGGAAAAUGUGGGGUCGAAGUCGCGGCUGUUCCUCGCGCGUCGUCCUCGCUCUGUUCGCGCUCUGUUUCCUGGGCGCUGCCGCGGUCGGCGUCGUCGGCGGCGGCGGCGGCACCGAGUUCGACUUCGGGACGCUGACGCUGAGCAGCCUCAAGCUCAUCGGCGACGCCCACCUCGGCAACGGCAGCGUGCGGCUCACGCGCGACCUCGCCGUACCCAACUCCGGCGCCGGGAGGGCCCUGUACUCGAAGCCCGUGCGAUUCCGGCAGCCCGGGGCCGGCCCCCCGGCGAGCUUCUCCACCUUCUUCUCCUUCUCCGUCACCAACCUCAACCCCUCCUCCAUCGGCGGCGGCCUCGCCUUCCUCAUCUCCCCCGACGACGACUCCCUGGGCGGAGGCGGCGCGUACCUCGGCCUCCUCGGCGGCGCGUCCCCCGCCGGCUUCGUGGCGGUGGAGUUCGACACCCUCAUGGACGUCGGGUUCGGGGACAUCAACGGCAACCACGUGGGCCUGGAUCUGAACAGCAUGGUGUCGGCGCAGGUCGGCGAUUUGGGCGCGAUCGACGUCGAUCUCAAGAGCGGCGACUUGAUCAAUGCGUGGGUCGUCUUCGAUGGGUCGACUGGCGUCCUGAACGUGUCCGUUUCGUACUCGAAUCUGAAGCCCAAAGACCCGAUUCUGUCCAUGAAUCUCGAUCUCACCCAGUACGUGAACGACUUCAUGUACGUCGGCUUCUCCGGGUCGACUCAGGGGAGCACCGAGAUUCACAGCAUUGAGUGGUGGAGCUUCAGCUCCUCCUUCGAGUCGCCCUCGCAGCCGCCUCCGCCGGCGCCCACCGCCACUUUGAUGAACCCGACGGCAAAUUCCGUCACGUCGCCGCCGCCCUCGGUAGCCCCUUCGGGGUCCGAUGCUCCGCGGAAGGAGAGCAAUAAGGCGCCCUCUACGUCCUGCCACAAUCAGCUCUGCAAGCAAGGUCCAGGGGCCGUCGCCGGCGUCGUCACCGCCGGCGCCUUCUUCCUAGCUCUAUUCGCCGGGGCUCUCAUAUGGGUGUACAACAAGAAGGUCAAGCGGGCGAACAAGUCGGAGUCCCUCGCCGCGGAUAUCAUCAAGAUGCCGAAGGAGUUCAGCUACCGGGAGCUAAAAUCCGCCACCAAAUGCUUCAACGCUAACCGGAUCAUCGGCCACGGCGCGUUCGGGACGGUCUACAAGGGCGUAUUGCCGGGGAACGGCGACAUUAUCGCGGUGAAGAGAUGUAGCCACAACACGCAAGGGAAGAACGAGUUCUUCUCCGAGCUGUCGAUCAUCGGCACGCUCCGGCAUCGCAAUCUCGUCCGCCUCCAAGGAUGGUGCCACGAGAAGGGCGAAAUUCUAUUGGUGUACGAUCUGAUGCCGAACGGUAGCUUGGACAAGGCGCUGUUCGAGGCGAGGUGGCCCUUGCCGUGGCCGCACCGGCGGAAGAUCUUACUAGGAGUGGCCUCGGCGCUGGCCUACUUGCAUCAGGAGUGCGAAAACCAAGUGAUCCAUAGAGAUGUCAAGACUAGCAACAUAAUGCUGGACGAAGGGUUCAAUGCCAAGUUAGGGGACUUCGGACUAGCUAGGCAAGUCGAGCACGACAAGUCGCCGGACGCCACGGUGGCGGCCGGGACGAUGGGCUAUUUGGCGCCGGAGUAUCUCUUGACCGGGAGAGCUAGCGAGAAGACCGACGUGUUCAGCUACGGGGCGGUGGUCCUCGAGGUGGCCAGCGGGAGGAGGCCGAUCGAGAAGGACACCAAUGGGGCCGGCAAGGUCGGGACGAGCAGCAAUCUGGUGGAGUGGGUUUGGAGCCUGCACCGGGAAGGGAAGCUGCUGACGGCGGCCGACCCGAGGCUCGACGGAGAGUUCGAUGAGGGCGAGAUGGUGAGGGUGCUGCUGGUCGGGCUGGCCUGCUCGCACCCCGACCCGGUGGCCCGGCCCGCGAUGCGGAGCGUGGUCCAGAUGCUGGUGGGCGAGGCCGAAGUGCCCAUCGUCCCGAGGACCAAACCCUCCAUGAGCUUCAGCACCUCGCACCUCCUGCUGAGCUUGCAGGACAGCGUCUCGGACUGCAACGACAUGGUCGCCAUCUCGACAUCGUCCUCGGAGGGCGACUACCGCGGCGGCAACGAGAUCGUUUGAUAGACGGGAGGUGGGUUUUUUUUGGGUAGAUCGAAUUCCACGUAUUCUACGACUCGGUACAUAUAACAUAUAUAUUCGAUUCAUUUGUUCAUGUACUAGGCAUGGUAAUAAACAUGUAACAUGAGGAUAUCUAUUUAGGGGGGUGCUUGAAAGGUUCAUGUUUUGCCACUCUUUUCUUAGCGAGAGGGAAGCACUGUAGUCCAAUUGGUGCACAUAGGAAUGGGUGGGAGUCAUUUUCUUCUUUAAUUUUUUUUUGUGCUUUUUAUUUUUUUAUUUUUUGGCAUUUGGUUUGGGGCAUUGAAGGAUGGGGCUUUGUACUCUUGUGGAGAGGUGGGAUGUUGCUUUCGCAAGUAAUGCCCCCCCUAUAAGGUCAAAAGAUAGCGUUUGAGUAAGAGGUCCGGUAAAGUAUAGUGACGGGUGACAAAACAAAGAGAGCUUAAAUUACUACCUUUCCUUCUAAUUUAAUUUUGUAGUGACCAUAUUGUGGCUGGUGGAGACAGAGAAAGGAACCGAUGAAGUCAAAUGCAUGGACAAAAUUUUCCUAUCAUGCUGCUGCUUAAUUUGAUUAUCCUUAUAGUUUGUACCUUUCGGAUGUGGAUUAGUCUCGUGGGUGAGUUGUCGUGUUGUGGGAAUUAUCCAUUAAAUAAAUGUCGUAUUCGGUCGUUGCCCA